Molecule: messenger RNA, 2841 nt
Organism: Blepharisma stoltei
Lineage: Eukaryota; Ciliophora; Heterotrichea; Heterotrichida; Blepharismidae
Source: the annotation of a GenBank genome assembly
AUGUUUGUCAGAUCUAUACAGGAAAAUGAAAGGGAAAGCAGGAUAUUUCGAGCAGAAGUAAAAGAUAACGUUGAGCUUUGUGCAGGCGUCAGUAGGUUGUUGCUGAUGGACAUUACAGGAGAUUUCAUAUAUUGUUUGUUAGAAGGAGAUGGAUGGUGCCAAAAAGCCCGCCUUUUAAUGAAAGGGGAUAAAGUGGUAAUUGGGCCAUGCAAAAUUGCGGCCGUUCCUGAAAGAUAUAGAGCUUUUUAUUCACCUGUAAUUCCUGAUAAAUUUACGUCCCCUUUCUAUGUCCAUUAUAGCUCAACUGACUUGGAUCUUAAAUUAGAGAUUGAAAGGAUGAAUUUUGGUCCAAAAAUUAAUUACACCACCAGAUCGCUGCAGGAAUGUCAACAGCUAGCUCUUGCAAAUUCUUUGUCGAAAGUUAGCAUUAUUGGUGUAAUAAUAGAUUAUGUCGCGGAAAUUAAAAUGCCUAAUUUUCUCAAGAAAUAAAAUUAAAAAUCGACGGAAGAGAGACUCCAAAGCAGCACCCUAUGGAGCAGGUAGGACCUGUCCUGAUGAAGCUGAAAAUAGUGCUCUGUCACUUUUUGAAUAGGCCACCGGCCUGCUGAAGAGGGAAUUUUUGUUUCUCCUCAGAAGGCUUCCCCUGUCCUUGCCAGAUGGGCUACAGAGGUUUUGCCUGCCACUUACUCCCCCGUUCGUAAGUGAACAAAACCAUUGGAAAAAUCCCUAUCGUUUGGAUAAAAACCAAAAUUCUGUGAGCGAACAAACAAUUUUUAUGAAAAAAUUAUUUUGAUAUAUAAGUGAUAAUUAUUAUAACGAAAUCUCUAUCUAAUUCUGUUUAAUUUUAAACAACUUGCAUUUUAGAACUGAAAUUUUACAAAUUAAUAUUUGCUUUCCCAAUACCGGAAUUGUUUUAAUUUUGAAAAAACAAUUUGUAUAUAUAUAAAUUUUUAAAAAACAAAUUAAUCCCCUCACGAAGGGCGAGUUAUUAUUUACUUAUCGGGACUAAUCGGGCAUCUCCAAAAGGUGGCUCUAACCUAGGGAGCUAAACCUUAGGCUAGGUGGGUUUAAGUCAGAUAGGCAGGCUAGUGGUCUAUCCGCUUAUAGCCUUAUAUAGCACUUAACUUAACUUUCUCAAGUAUUUAGUAAUGUAUAAGUAAAAUUUUUGAAACUAUUUUUAAUGAUAAUAUUUAUUUUAUUGUAUUUAAAUUAUUUCUAAUAGUAAAAUUCUAUGAAUUUCUAAAAUAGACUUUUUAUUAAUUUUUUUGAAAAAAAAAAAAAAUAAUAAAAAUGUGAUGGAAUAAGGACAAUAUAUGUAAACUGAAAAUAAUUGACCAAUCCUUAAGCCCAGGAGACUUCAUUCAGCUUCACGUAUUUGUAGAAACAACCUUAAAACAAAUUAAUAUCGGCGAUAUAGUAGUAGCACAUGGUAUCACAUUUAAGCAUUUCCGAGGUAAAGCCCAAGGCACCCACAACAAUAAAUCUGGCCCAUUAGCCAUUUAUAGUGCUAGUGACAACGAAACUUUAAAAAUCACAAGCCAUAUUGGCCAUUUCCAAGAAGAUGAAGACCUCUAUCAGAAUGUGGUAAACCUUUAUGACUGGGGAGCUUAGCUUAAACUAUUAUGACUAGCUCCCCGUCAGCUAUUUCGGCCGUACGCCAAGGGGUUUGCCCUUCUCGAAAAUUCAAAAAGUGAAUUUUAUUGUCAGGCUAUCGGCCAGACAGAAACUUGUAGCCCUAGACGCAACUCCUGGUAUCGCGUUAAAAAAACGCCCGAUUGGCCAAGCAAACACCCUCUGAGCUUGCUGGGCUAUCCAUUUCAGCUUCCAAGUUCCAACUUCCCUCGAGGUAAAAUCUUGCCCUGGAUAUGAGCCUACAGUCCGUCAGCCCGAUAUUGCGCUCAUAUUCAAGUAAAGCCCUUCAAGACAUAUCAGACGUGCUCUCCCUCUACAAGGUCCCCAGCGCUACAUACAGGUGUUAAGAGACUAAGUUGAUUCUCCAUAUAUGACUGGGAAACAAGCCAACUAAGCUCAAGAGAUUUAUCAACAGGCCCAACAUUACCAAGCCUUGGUGAAGCUCCUCACUACAGAUAUAAAACUUUAGACUUAAUCUGCUACGUUGCCCACAAAAAGCAAGAUUAUCCUGACCCAAGCCAGUCAACUUUAGUCCUUUGUGACAGUUCUGGUUAUCUUUUUUUGACAACUUUAUCAUGCUUACUUGUGAAUAUUAAUGAAGAUAAAUGGGUAAAAAUAAGAGAAGCCAAAAUAAGCAGUGAUCAAAUUCAAUUUGGAGACCAUUCAUCCAUAGUAGUAGUUCCUGAUUGGUGCUAUAAUGUAAAAAUGCAUAUGCAAAAUACCAUCCCAGGACUGGAAACUAUAAGGAACGAAGCCUUAAAUUACCUUUAUAAAACAAUUAAUCAGGCCAGCAUAAAUCAACAAAUUAUUGUUACUAGAACUAGGAAAUCUUCAGUGCCGCUAUUUGAUGAAAGCCAGCUGCUAAACCCGCUGGAAAAAACAGAAUUUUGUAGGCUGAAAGUGAUUAUUAUACAAGUCCAGCCAAAAAAUAUAGAAGAUGGGGUGUUUGAGAUGAAUGACGGGCUGAAUUUUUAUGGGAUUAUCAAUAUUUGGUGCCUUAAUGAUAUUAUUGAAGUUUCUGUGGCGGGAGAAAACUCAAUUGAUUUGUUUGGGCUACAUGGGAUUAAAAAUAGAAGAGAUUUUAUUAAUAAAAUUGAUGAAGUUACCAGACUUCUCGUUAAAGGAAACAAUUGGGUUGAACUUUGUUUGAAAAGAAAAGUGGUAGGGAAUAAAGUGAUUCUCAAGGUAGUCAAUACAUUUUUAACAUAA